UACAAGGAAGGUCCGCUCUUCGUUCUCACUCAACUCAUCUUUCCACAGAGAAACACCAACACAGGUGCUAGCACAUUGAGCUUUGUCGCCAUGGAGGGUAACCACAGUGGCUUGGCUGGAUGCACACAGCCGUCUGUGACCGGAGAACAGACCAGUGAACACGUUUACGAGGUCGCGGUGCAGAACAGCUCCACCAACAACAGCUCCCAGUUUGCAGAUGUGGCUCUGCUGCAGAUCUUUAAGCCUCUCAUCAUCCCCUUUUAUGUGCUAGUUGUGGUAGUGGGGGUCUUCGGUAAUUACCUGCUCCUCUAUGUCAUCUGCCGAACCCGCAAGAUGCACAAUGUCACCAACUUCUUCAUUGGAAACCUGGCCUUCUCCGACAUGCUCAUGUGUGUGACCUGCGUCCCUUUCACUCUCGCCUAUGCCUUCAACCCACACGGUUGGGUUUUUGGCCGCCCAAUGUGCUACCUGGUGUUCCUCAUCCAACCAGUCACAGUCUAUGUUUCAGUGUUCACGCUCACUGCUAUCGCUGUGGACAGAUAUUAUGCAACAGUUCACCCCCUGAAGAAGCGUACCUCCGUGUCUACCUGUGCCUCUGUCCUCACCGGCAUCUGGCUGCUGUCCUGCGGGCUUGUGGCUCCAGCAGUCAGCCACACCUACCACGUCGAGUUCAAGGAGGAGGGCUUCACCAUUUGUGAGGAAUUCUGGUUGGGUAAAGAAACAGAAAGACGUGCUUAUGCAUACAGUACCCUGCUGGUCACGUAUGUCGUGCCGUUGUCAGCCGUCUUUGUCUCUUAUCUCUGCAUCACUGUCAAACUAAAGAAGUGUGUUGCACCGGGUCACAAGACAAAAGGCCAGGCGGGAGCUCAACAAGCCCGCAAGAGAAAGAUCUUUCGCCUGGUUGCACUUUUGGUGUCUGCGUUUGCAGUGUGUUGGCUUCCUAUUCAUGUAUUCAAUGUGCUGCGAGACAUUGACAUUCACCUCAUUAACAAGCGCUACUUUUUACUCAUCCAACUGCUGUGUCACCUGUGUGCCAUGAGCUCAUCUUGUUGUAAUCCCUUCCUCUAUGCUUGGCUACACGACCGCUUCCGCACAGAGUUACGGAAGAUGUUCAAGUGCCGUCGUCGCAUUGGAGGGCCUGUUAAUCCCUGUGCUGCCAGUGUGGUCUUGUAAAUCUGAAGAGAAUCCUGUGUUAUUAUUUCAGUGUGAUUCAUCUUGACUAUUGUACAAGUGGAAACUUUGAUGUAUCAAACUAAUGGUGUUCAUCCUCUGACCACCACUAAAAUCCAUUUAAGGUAAUCCAGCCAUUAGUCAUGUUGUGUAUAGUCUAUAUCCAAAACGUUCCACUUCUGGGAUUGCUCUGUUGCCACUCGAAAUUCUGCUACAUUUCACUCUUUUCAGCCAGAUAACCAUUAACUUCCGCUUUCUUUGUGUUGGCAUUUUAAACUCUUGUCGAUUUAUGAGGACUAUGGCUAGCUAGACAAUCUGUCCACUCAGUGUUGUGUUGGACGGCUAAAACAACUUUUGAACGUACACAUGUUCCACCAAGACGCGUUCCUUGGCUCUGCCCGGUGCUUAGCGCCUCCCAUGACAAUUGUGAUUGGGUUAAAG
Etheostoma cragini (Arkansas darter) is the source of this 1611-nucleotide messenger RNA. Its product is annotated as prolactin-releasing peptide receptor-like. Gene Ontology annotation, molecular function: neuropeptide binding; neuropeptide Y receptor activity. Bases 91 to 1173 code for a protein of 360 amino acids. The transcript is spliced from 3 exons. Gene Ontology annotation, biological process: G protein-coupled receptor signaling pathway. The record is from RefSeq and is a predicted model, not a curated record. Gene Ontology annotation, cellular component: neuron projection; plasma membrane. Lineage: Eukaryota; Metazoa; Chordata; Actinopteri; Perciformes; Percidae.